Mycena citricolor is the source of this 1125-nucleotide messenger RNA. The record is from the annotation of a GenBank genome assembly. NCBI's taxonomy places the organism in Eukaryota, Fungi, Basidiomycota, Agaricomycetes, Agaricales, Mycenaceae.
GUUGUCCUUGUUCAGCCCCGCCGCCGUCCUCACCAUGUUUUGAUCUGAAAGCUGUCAUGCCCACCAUAUCUUGUCUGUUAACACCCAUCUUGUCUCUUUUCUAGUUUCUUCAGACACGACCCCAUCGUCCACUUCUGCCAGAUCGACGCGCGUAAACUCAUACAGACAUGUCCGACUGUCCUAUCCUCAUUUGGAUGCUUUCUCUAAACCGCGAGUACACGAAAGAAGAGUAUGAUCUGUGCUACAAAACUGUCGCAGAAUGUGUUCCCCAUGCCAAGAUCACCUAUGAACCACCUAAUGCAGACAGUUUUCGACAAUUGAUGACCUACAUGAUGCCUUUACUGAUGAUGCGCCAUCGUCGUAUACCGCGCUCGAAAUGGAGGGACUGCGUCACCCAGAACGGAAAGCACUGGAUAGAACAAAGUCCCGAUGACAUGUCUCCCGAAAAAUUCUUACACUCCAUGAUUGGAUACCAGCUCUCUUAUGAAGCCUCUCUAUGUGGUAUGGCCAUGACACAGGGUCCACAGCGAAGCGUCGUCAACAUUGGCCUCGGGAUUCACUUGGUGGGUGUCGAGCCGCGAGGCAUUGAUGUCAAGACGUACAUCGAGUCCAUGAAACAUAAGAUCACAGACGUUGAACGUGCAUCUCUCGGGAUUGAACUCGGGGAUGAAGUUGCUCUCCGUCGGCUAUGUAUCAUUCUCUCCCUGAAAGCGGCCUACAUCAGGGCUAUCGGACAACCUGCCGGCUUCGAUUGGGGUCGGCUCAACUUUGAUAUUCCCCGUCAGUGUGCCUCUGGGGAUGGGCAUGCGCUGAAUGGAUGGGAAUUUCGCAUCUUCCGCGCCAGUCUGGGUGUUGCCCGAGGCGACACACUUUGCGAAGAGCAUUACCAAUGCGUCUGCGCAUUUUUUCGUGGCACGAAUGAAAGCAAGUUCAUCUGGCACGAGAGUACCAAGGAACUGGAGAACUGGGUGCAGUUCAUUAAUAUCGACCAAAUGAUCCGCGUCGUACCGAAGUUAUCUGCCUGAAGCUGGUGUGCUGUUUGUUAUCUGCUGUCUUAUCACAUUACUGGAUCUCGUAAUCAUCUGCUGUUUCCGUAUGUACUAUCCUGAUAUUCCUACACGAUUC